GGUGCAUUAGUGUGCUGGUGAAAAUUAAUAUUUGUGAUGAGCGUAAACGCAAACUCGAAUGCUGGGAGUACGAAUUCUCUUCAGUCAAACAGUCCAGAGCGCCCACAAGCACAGAAUGUUGAUCUAAACAUGAUCGCAAGGCAACUGGCAAUGGCAUCCAGCACAGGAACUAGAGCAGUUGCAGAGCUCCCAUUCGAAAACCUAAAGUACUCCGAUAGUGGGCGCAUUUCCACGGACGCUGAUCAGCAAUGGCAUCAAUAUCUGUUGCAGCUUCAAAUGCAACUUCUGCGAAACAGCACUAUUCCGAAGAGUGAAAGCCCGAUUGCACACUACACAGGAGAGAAUCCAACAGGACAACUAUUAAACCAAGCCGCAGCUUCCAAUUCGUUCAGCUCACUCAGUGUAGCACGGGGAAGCCAACCCAACUUUACGGCCGGCGUUUCAGUGUCCAGCGCGUCUACCUUGGCACCCGGGACCACAAGAACCAGCUCGCAAACUGUUCCAACUCCCAUCUCCGAAACGCCUGUCAUGCAGCUGGGACCAGAAAAUGUGCCAUUAUUUUCAAAUCCUACAAGCUGCGCAACACCAAAAACGAGCAUCAGUCAGGCGCCAUUGGAUGCCAACAUGGUUGCUCAACUUUUAUGCUCACCAAUCCUAAGACAACCGGAACAAUUGAUUGCCUGCCUAACAGAAUUGCUGAGGCAACAACAACUCCGAAAUCAGCAACCGCGUCUCUCUCGGGCUUCUGUCUCAUCCGUCGCCUCAGUACCGACCCCUGCAGCCGCACACUCACCGGCUGUCCCACGUCAAAACGUUAUCAGUUCUCCUGCUGUGCCAUUAUUCAUAGCGACUACGUCGGCGGAUGAACAAACUACUAAUGACUAUGUCAACCUGUUUUCCAACUUGUCAACGGUUGAUCCACAAAGUGCUUCCCCUAAUCUCGAUCAGGCUGUCUUAUCGAAUAGUCAACACGGAAGUCAUUCGGGUUCAUUGCACCAGGACUCGACCUUCAGAGAAUCGCUGGGGACCAUAGAUAGUAGUAACGAAAGUCAAGCACAAUCUUCUGUUGAAAGUGAUCUACGCGCAUUAGAUCAGUUUGAUCAGGACCCCACAGACCGUUCUUUGGUUAUGCGCGACCCCGCUGCACAAUUUGGAGAGCAAGAACACCCUCAAAUGGACGCUACAAAGUUUACGGCAGAUCGGCAUCAUCUGCUACGGCCACGUCUACGCUCACACUAUCGAGACCGAUUCUUGGUGCGCGUGAUUCGUAUAACCUAUCAGUGCUCUUGUCGAUCAAACCAGCCCACAGAACACACAAAGGCUCCUGAACCCAAACGCUUCACCUGUUCUGGGAGUGACUGUAAGGGUAAUGAGCCAAGAACAUACGUCACCUUUCAAGCCCAGUUACCAAGUAUCAGCUCAUCAUUUCGUGCGACGGUUCCCGGGAACCCACUAUCCCAUGGAACAGGCUUGCGUCUUGGAUUCACAUGCUCGUUAGCCAGUAGGGGACCAGCGUUGCAAGACUUUGCAAACCCGAAAGUCGCGGAAAGACUAGACGCCUGGGAACAAGCGGGUAAUAUGCCUGGAUUUCGAUGUCAAGUACUGGCUGCUCUGCAUGACACAGUGGGUCUGAUUUUGCAGAAAGUACGAGAGGAAGGUGUUACCGCAAUCGCGUUGGAUACGGAUUAUGUCUUCUACCCAGCCACCGGAGAACUCAGACCGGCUGUUUCACGAAGACGUCAACUAAGUGCUUCUUCAGAUAGCUCCGUGCCUCGGAUGACCGCACGAAAUCGUAUCUAUGGAGAACCGGCUCGAAUUGUUGGAAAACACUUGAGUUCGGUGGAGAAACCACCAGAGAUCGACACCGAACCAGUUACUGGCGAGAGGGAACAAACUGUUUGGUCAGAAGUCGUAAGCUGUGUGGAGACUAAUGAGUACUCUCGUCGUCCCCGGACGUGGCACCAGGUCUCCGGAUCGCUUCAGUGUUCUCCUAGAAUGGGAGAGUCCCAAGAUAGACAAUCAGCCAGAGUGCCCACACAUGGACCAGGACCAUCAUGUACAUUGAACAUACCAAAGUCUUGGGGAGACGAACUCGGUCAGUCUCCUCUGACCUGCGAUCCGAUGGUCAGCGGACAUUUGUCUAGGACUGGAUCAGCUGACAGCUGGACGCACCCGGUUGACAAUGGACUUAGGGAAGAUGGAGUACAGACCUCGAUAUCAGGACGCCCAAGAAACUUGGUCCUUGGGCAUGAAAGAAGACAACUCCUGCAUGGUGACCAAACAUUAUCAACUCCAGUCAGCCCGACGAGAUUUUUACGCCACAGACGAUUUGCGAACUUGUACCUAGAACGCGCAGGCGCUUCGCAGGCGGGAAAUAUGAGCGAAACACAAAUGAGAACGGCUCCAUCCUCACCACUUCCCGGUAGUCGUGCACACCACAAGAGUGCACCGGAUGCAGACGAUACUAAGCUGAUGACGUCCAGUGUCACGGAUAAUCAAUCUCCCGCAGCGGAGCGGUACCAUUCAAGUGUUGACACAAUCGUCCGGGAAAUAGCCAACCGACUGCAAACUAACCCACAGCUGCCACUUGUGGUGAUGCCAACAACAAUGAAUGAACCAGAAGGUAAAGAACCAAGCAGCUCUCCGCUAGUCUUUCAGCUACCCCAUCCCAACUCCACAUUCGUAUGUCUUCCUGCAAACACAACUCAGCUUCCCCGAGUGGUGACAGCUCCGAAAAGCGGAACUUUGGUGGUAAUACCAAGGACAAACACAACAACGUCCGAAACUGGAUUGACAACGACGACAUACCAGCAGCCGUUGGUUGUUACGGGACCCCGUGAAGGUUAUCUCUUGAUCAUUACACCUGACAACAAUUUCGAUUACAUACCUAUUGGCGAGCUUACCCGAUUGAUCACACCCCGAACCCAAUGAAACACUGGGCAAACGGAAGACACGCGCAUUUAAAAAAUACACCUGGGACAGUCACGCGAGUGAUCGGCGAGCAGAAUCAAGAAGUUUAAUCCCUCAUUUCCCCACAACCAUUUUCUUAAACCAGAUACAAUUGCCUUACUCAAACACACACUUAAACCACUUACAAGAUUCCAGAUUCUAUGUAACGACAGCUCAGCCAUAGGCUAUUCGUCACCAGUUUCCAGUUUUCCUCGUUUUCGUGUAACCCCUGGGCUUUAAUCCGUCCCAUUAUGGGUAAUUUGUCCGGAACUCGUCCGUUCAGGUCAAUAGAAAGUGCACUUGGAUCAUUGUUG
Messenger RNA from Opisthorchis viverrini, 3263 nucleotides. RefSeq lists its product as hypothetical. The transcript is spliced from 8 exons. The record is from RefSeq and is a predicted model, not a curated record. Bases 37 to 2931 code for a protein of 964 amino acids. NCBI's taxonomy places the organism in Eukaryota, Metazoa, Platyhelminthes, Trematoda, Opisthorchiida, Opisthorchiidae.